AUAGUAAUUAAUAAGUUUUUUUCGCCAAAAGCAGAAGCGGAGAAUUUUUUCUAGAGGAAGCAUGAUUGAUGAUCUUGAUGCAAAAGACAAGACAAUCAAGACUCUUUUGUAACAUUUUUUUUUUUUUUCCUUUGUUCUUCUACUCUAUUAUUGAAGUUCAUGAGCAAAGCAAAGCUUCUUUACUUUCAACGAAGAAGAAGAAGAAGAAGAAGAACACGAUGAGAUGAGUGCUCUUGCUUAAAACUAAUGUAUCUCUCUCUGCUAUCUCCGCUUCUAUAACAUUAAUUCCUCGAUUUUGACGUCUCACUUUGUCCUUUUCUCAGUUCUAAAUUCCUAUUGCAGUCCCCGCCAUUCUCAUUUCUCUUCAAGCUCUGUUCUCAUUUGAUUAUAUUCAACAUACUUCUUUUCCUCUUACUAUGGCUUCUGUCAUUUCGUCAGUUCACUCUUCUCCAUUCUCUUCACUCUACUUAUCGCCUAACAAAAUUUCACCUAAUCAUGUUGCACUCAAAGCUCGAUCACAUCGCGCCACUAAUAAACUCACGCCGUUGCUGGAGACACCAAAUUCUCACCUCAAAAUUGAAUUUUCCGGCCAGCCAUUGAGAAUCGCCGGUUGGAGUCAGUCGAUUAGGCGACGAGGUUCCGUUGACUUUCCGGUCGUUAAGGCUGCAGCUGAUGCCGAGGGACACGUGGAGCCUGCUAAAAGCUUUGGUGAGAAAUUUCCUGCACUGGUCACUGGUUUCUUCUUCUUCAUGUGGUAUUUCUUAAAUGUAAUCUUCAACAUACUCAACAAGAAGGUUUAUAAUUACUUCCCAUAUCCAUAUUUUGUUUCGGUCAUACAUCUCUUAGUUGGAGUGGUAUAUUGUCUUGUUUCUUGGGGUGUUGGUCUACCAAAACGCGCACCAAUUGACAGGGACCUUCUGUUACUCCUGACUCCAGUUGCAUUCUGUCAUGCCCUUGGACAUGUCAUGUCUAACGUAUCAUUUGCGGCUGUUGCUGUAUCUUUUACACACACCAUCAAAGCUCUAGAGCCCUUCUUCAGUGCUGCUGCCUCUCAAUUUGUGCUCGGCCACCAAAUUCCUUUGUCACUAUGGAUUUCAUUGGCCCCAGUAGUUAUUGGUGUAUCUAUGGCAUCACUGACUGAACUUUCCUUCAACUGGACUGGGUUCAUCAGUGCAAUGAUUUCUAACAUUGCGUUUACCUACAGAAGUAUAUAUUCUAAAAAGGCAAUGACUGGCAUGGACAGCACAAAUGUGUAUGCUUACAUUUCAAUAAUUGCCCUCUUUUUUUGUCUCCCACCAGCAAUACUAAUUGAGGGUCCUCAAUUGAUGCAAUAUGGUUUCAGAGAUGCAAUUGCCAAAGUGGGAUUAGUCAAAUUUGUAUCUGACUUGUUCUGGAUUGGAAUGUUUUAUCAUCUGUAUAACCAGGUAGCCACAAAUACCUUGGAACGGGUUGCACCACUUACACAUGCAGUUGGAAAUGUGUUGAAGCGAGUUUUUGUCAUUGGGUUCUCCAUUGUUGUAUUUGGUAAUAGAAUCUCCACCCAAACCGGGAUUGGUACAAUAAUAGCCAUUGCAGGUGUUGCCCUCUACUCUCUCAUAAAAGCUAACAUGGAAGAACAAAAACGGAAGGCUGCUGUGAUUCCUGCAUCAUAAGGAAACAAAAUCUGGAUUUCAGACCAUACACAGGCAAAAGAGAUCUUAGCAUGGGAUUUUCAAAACCAAUUAUUGGAUGUUCAAAUUAGAGGGAAAGAAAGUUUUGGAUUAAAAACUGACAAGGCUUUCACAAUUGUAAAAAGAAUAAAAUGGUAUGCUGAUAUUUUACUGCAGUAUCAUAAUUACUGCAAUUUGAAGAGUUAAUACUGCAAAACUUAAAAGUUCUUGCAGAAUUCAUCUAA
Molecule: messenger RNA, 1894 nt
Organism: Jatropha curcas
Lineage: Eukaryota; Viridiplantae; Streptophyta; Magnoliopsida; Malpighiales; Euphorbiaceae
Product: triose phosphate/phosphate translocator, chloroplastic
Biological process (GO): transmembrane transport
Cellular component (GO): membrane
Molecular function (GO): transmembrane transporter activity
Source: RefSeq, a predicted model, not a curated record